AUUGUGAAUAAAUAAAUACGCGCACGACUUAAAGGCGAAGAGCAGAAGUUUAAUAAUUACAUAUAUUUCGAAGCGAAAAGUGAGCUCUAAAUAUGGAAACCCAAAAUACAAUUGAGGCUGAUGCAACAGCCGAUUCAUCAUUUCUGGCAUCCACAUUUCGUGAAAUCUUCUACAGUCCCAUGAACCUGGCCCUGUUGUCUAUCAUAUGUUUCCUGGUCUAUAAAAUAGUACGCGAUCGCACCGAGGGUCCGGGCACUCGCGACCCACAGCAACAGGCGGAACCAGAGUUGCCAAAGUUGCGACGGGACUUCACCAUUAAGGAGCUGCGUCCCUAUGAUGGCAAUCAACCUGAUGGUCGCGUUUUGGUGGCGGUGAAUGGAAGUGUCUAUGACGUCACCAAAGGAAAACGAUUUUACGGUCCUGGCGGACCAUAUGCGACAUUUGCCGGACGCGAUGCAUCACGAAAUUUAGCCACAUUCAGUGUGGAACCCAAUGAGAAAGAAGACUACGAUGAUCUCAGCGAUCUUGGCGCCAUGGAAAUGGACUCGGUACGCGAUUGGGAUAUGCAGUUCAAAGAGAAAUACGACUAUGUUGGCAAAUUGCUGCGUAAUGGUGAACAACCGACCAAUUAUGAUAACGAGAACGACAACGAUGAAGAUGAUGAAAAAACUGACGCUGACAAGAAAAGCGAUUAGACGAAAGCCGACUGUGGAAAACAUAUGCUGUAAUGAUGACUAGCACAAAGCGAUCACUUGGAAUCAAUUUUCAUAGUACGAGUAUAUCGAACAGCUUUGUAAUCUAGUUACAUUCCCGCACUUACACUCCCUCUUGUCACACUCACACAACCACACACACACACUCAUACUAACAAUGGAACAGUCAACCUGUAAAAACAUUUAGAAUUUAAUGGAAAACUAUACUAGGAUUUAUAUAUGUAUGUAUGUUUUAAAAAACCAAAAACUAUUUUUGGUAUAAAAUCAAAAUUGUGCACCAAAACAUCUUAUCAAAAUUGUAUGUACACAUAACGAAGUACCAGUUAAAUCUUUUUUACUGGCACGAUCAUUGUUGGCCUGCUUAAAAAAAGGGUUAAACUACACAAAUUAACUACACAUAUGUAUAUGAAAUAGUGUUGAUUACAAAAUAAAUAUAUAUUUGGGAA
Drosophila innubila is the source of this 1159-nucleotide messenger RNA. RefSeq names its product membrane-associated progesterone receptor component 1 (gene MSBP). The transcript is spliced from 2 exons. The record is from RefSeq and is a predicted model, not a curated record. Gene Ontology annotation, cellular component: endomembrane system; membrane. Lineage: Eukaryota; Metazoa; Arthropoda; Insecta; Diptera; Drosophilidae. The coding region runs from base 93 to 695 and encodes 200 amino acids.